Molecule: messenger RNA, 2760 nt
Organism: Lepus europaeus (European hare)
Lineage: Eukaryota; Metazoa; Chordata; Mammalia; Lagomorpha; Leporidae
Gene: PAK4
Product: p21 (RAC1) activated kinase 4
Exons: 10
Coding region: 271-2046 (591 amino acids)
Biological process (GO): regulation of MAPK cascade; intracellular signal transduction; protein phosphorylation
Cellular component (GO): cytoplasm
Molecular function (GO): ATP binding; protein serine/threonine kinase activity
Source: RefSeq, a predicted model, not a curated record
GAAAGCCCCGGAUGUUCGUUGAGGAUUCAACAUGGCGGCGGCAGUGGCCGCGGUGGCGGCGGCGCAAGAGAGCUGAAGGCGGCGCGAGGGCGCGGAGUUCUGAGCUGAGCAGCUAGGCCGCGAGCGACUGCGGCGCCGAACCGAUGAGUGACCCGAAGCCCGGGGAGGAGCCAUCACCCGCCUGAGGGCACUCCUAGCCCAGCCGGCCUCAAACCAGGCCCCCAGCAGGAGCCCAAGCCUCAGCCCCCGGGCUGCCGAGGCCCUGGCACCAUGUUCGGGAAGAGGAAGAAGCGGGUGGAGAUCUCGGCGCCAUCCAACUUCGAGCACCGCGUGCACACCGGCUUCGACCAGCACGAGCAGAAGUUCACCGGGCUGCCGCGCCAGUGGCAGAGCCUCAUCGAGGAGUCGGCUCGCAGGCCCAAGCCCCUCGUCGACCCCGCCUGCAUCACCUCCAUCCAGCCAGGGGCCCCCAAGACCAUCGUGCGGGGCAGCAAAGGUGCCAAGGAUGGGGCCCUCACACUGCUGCUCGACGAGUUUGAGAACAUGUCGGUGACGCGCUCCAACUCCCUGCGGAGAGACAGCCCACCGCUGCCUGCCCGCGCCCGCCAGGAGAACGGGGUGCCGGAGGAGAGGGCCGCAGGGGCCAGAGCGGGCCCGGAGAAGGCGGGUGGCCGAGGCCGGGCCACCAGCCGCAGCGAGGCAGGAGGCGCCAGCGGUGACAGGCGGCGGGUGGGGCCCGAGAAGAGGCCCAAGUCUUCCAGGGAGGGCUCAGGGGGCCCCCAGGAGUCCUCCCGGGACAAACGCCCCCUCUCUGGGCCUGACGUCAGCACCCCCCAGCCUGCCCCUCUGGCCAGCGGAGCAAAGCUGGCGGCUGGCCGGCCCUUUAACACGUACCCCCGGGCCGACACGGACCACCCAUCCCGGGGUGCCCAGGGAGAGCCUCGCGAUGUGGCCCCGAAUGGGCCAUCUGCAGGGGGCCGGGCCGUCCCGCAGUCCUCUUCCCGACCUCCCGCCCGAGCCCGCGGCCCCCCUAGCCCUGGAGUGCUGGGUCCCCACGCCUCUGAGCCCCAGCUGGCCCCUCCAGCCCGCACCGCCGCCGUCCCCGCUGCCCUCCCUGCCCCGGGGCCCCCCGGCCCCCGCUCCCCACAGCGGGAGCCGCAGCGAGUGUCCCACGAGCAGUUCAGGGCGGCCCUGCAGCUGGUGGUGGACCCAGGGGACCCGCGCUCCUACCUGGACAACUUCAUCAAGAUCGGCGAGGGCUCCACGGGCAUCGUGUGCAUCGCCACCGUGCGCAGCUCGGGCAAGCUGGUGGCCGUGAAGAAGAUGGACCUGCGCAAGCAGCAGAGGCGCGAGCUGCUCUUUAACGAGGUGGUAAUCAUGCGGGACUACCAGCACGAGAACGUGGUGGAGAUGUACAACAGCUACCUGGUGGGCGACGAGCUCUGGGUGGUGAUGGAGUUUCUGGAGGGAGGCGCCCUCACUGACAUCGUCACCCACACCAGGAUGAACGAGGAGCAGAUCGCCGCCGUGUGCCUGGCCGUGCUGCAGGCCCUGUCCGUGCUCCACGCCCAGGGCGUCAUCCACCGGGACAUCAAGAGUGACUCAAUCCUGCUCACCCACGAUGGCAGGGUGAAGCUGUCGGACUUCGGGUUCUGCGCCCAGGUGAGCAAGGAGGUGCCGCGGAGGAAGUCACUGGUCGGCACCCCCUACUGGAUGGCCCCGGAGCUCAUCUCCCGCCUGCCCUAUGGGCCGGAGGUGGACAUCUGGUCGUUGGGCGUCAUGGUGAUCGAGAUGGUGGACGGGGAGCCCCCCUAUUUCAACGAGCCACCCCUCAAAGCCAUGAAGAUGAUUCGGGACAACCUGCCGCCCCGGCUGAAGAACCUGCACAAGGUGUCGCCAUCCCUGAAGGGCUUCCUGGACCGGCUGCUGGUGCGUGACCCUGCACAGCGGGCCACGGCGGCCGAGCUGCUGAAGCACCCGUUCCUGAGCAAGGCGGGGCCGCCCGCCAGCAUCGUGCCCCUCAUGCGCCAGAACCGCACCAGAUGAAGCCCAGUGCCCUGGCCUGAACCAAAGAGCCCGCGGGUGCCCCGCCUGCUCCUGGCCCGGGGACGCUGGGGAGACAGGGGACCCUACUACUGAACUCCGGUUCCAAUUUGUGACUUCCGAAAACACACGGACUCCUGGGAGCAAGUGAGGCCCUCAGGGUCGCCACCCCCUGGGAGAGGCCCCCGCUGUGUUCUGUCUCCAGGAAGGACAUGCGGCCCCCCAUCACUGGAAACCUGCAGCCGGGGCCGGAGAGAACACUAAGAACGAGGAGUGUGUGUGUGUGCACACACCAGUAUGUGCACGCGUGUGUGUGCACCAGUAUGUGUGUGUGCGUGUGUGUGCACACCAGUGUGUGUGGAAGGCGCAAGGUGGGCGUCUCUGAGACCUGGCCUGACACCCAGGCCCCCCACCCCCGAGCCAUUGUGGGGGUCAAUCAUGAAUGUCUGACGUGGCCUUUUCCCCUCGCCCCACACCCCUGCCUGUGGCUCGAGAGGGAGACGGGGCGGGGCCUCCCGCCCAGCCCAGCCUCUGCAGCAACCGACUACUGCACCAGGACAGCCACCUCUUUUCUAGAAGUCUAUUUAUAUUGUCAUUUUAUAACACUCGCGCCCUCCCGACCUGGAAUGGUCGGUCCCCCCCCCCCCCCCCGGGGGGCGGGCGGCAGUGGGCAGAACCACCGCCUGGAGAAUCCAGUCCUGCCCUGGCCGCCCCGCC